Molecule: messenger RNA, 2154 nt
Organism: Perca flavescens (yellow perch)
Lineage: Eukaryota; Metazoa; Chordata; Actinopteri; Perciformes; Percidae
Product: inter-alpha-trypsin inhibitor heavy chain H3
Exons: 22
Coding region: 1-2154 (717 amino acids)
Source: RefSeq, a predicted model, not a curated record
AUGGAGAGCGCUGUGGUGCAAGUCACCCUCUUUGGGCUGCUGCUGGUUUUGGCUAGCACACUACCAAACAAGGACGACUGGAACAUCUACAGCUUUCACAUCAACUCCACAGUGACCAGUCGUUAUGCAACCACGGUCAUCACAAGCCGCGUGGCCAAUCGCAUGGACGACUCAAAGGAAAUAGAGUUCCAGGUCCGGAUUCCCAAAAACGCCUUCAUCAGUAAAUUCAGAAUGUUUAUAGAUGGCCAAGUGUACGAUGGUGUUGUGAAAGGUAAAGAGAAAGCUCAGCAGCAGUACACUGAGGCUGUGUCCCUUGGCCAAAGCGCUGGGCUUGUCAGUUCUGUAGGGAGGACCCUCGAAGAAUUUAAGACCUCUGUGACUGUGGCUGCCCACAAAAAGGUCACCUUUGAACUCACAUAUGAGGAGCUGCUGAAACGCAAGCUUGGCAAGUACGAGCUGCAAAUCCACGCUCGACCCAUGCAGCCUGUCAAAGACUUCAAGGUCGAUGUGUACAUUAAUGAGAAAGCUGGCAUCAAUUUCAUCGAGGUUAAAGGAGGACUAAGCACCAAAGCCCUGGCUAAUGCCAUCACCAGAACACAUGCAGACAAACAGGCGUGGGUGUAUUUCUACCCAACAGAGGACCAACAGAAAACAUGUGAUGGCUGUGGAGAGCAGGGUAUGAAUGGAGAUCUGGUUAUUGUUUAUGACGUCAACAGGGACACCUCACUUGGAGACAUCAAGACAUCAGCUGGAUACUUUGUUCAUCACUUUGCUCCAUCUAGUCUUUCCCGCAUACCAAAAAAUGUUGUCUUCGUUAUUGAUCAAAGUGGCUCAAUGAGGGGCAGAAAAAUGCAACAGACCCGAAUAGCAUUAAUCCACAUCUUGAACGACCUGGCAGAGGAUGACCACUUUGGUCUUAUCACUUUUGAUAGCAACAUUUUUCACUGGAAACAAGAACUUGUUCAGGCCAACAAGAAGAACCUGGAGAGUGCUAAGACAUUUGCACAGAAUAUUAUUGAGAGAGGAGCCACAAACAUUAACGCAGCAGUGUUGGAAGGAGCACGUAUGCUGAAUGCACAUCCCAGAGAAGGUUCAGCGUCUAUCGUCAUACUUCUCACCGAUGGAGACCCAACCUCAGGGGAGACAAAUCUGGAACGAAUACAAUCAAAUGUCAGAAGGGAUAUUGCAGACAAGUUCCCACUCUACUGUCUUGGUUUUGGUUAUGAUGUCAAUUUUGAGUUCCUUGAGAAGAUGUCGCUGCAGAACAAUGGUGUGGCACGACGGAUUUACGAAGACUCUGACGCUGAUUUACAGCUGAAGGGUUUCUAUGAAGAGGUGGCCACUCCUCUGUUGACAGAUGUGACAAUGAUCUAUAAUGGAGGGACCAAUCUAACCCAGACUAACUUCAGCCAGUAUUAUAAUGGCUCUGAGAUUGUGGUGGCCGGUCAGAUCACUGACAACGACAUUGAAACCUUCACUCCACAAGUUGUAGCCAUUUCGAGGGAUAGAAGAGUGACAUUUUCUAACACAAACGCCACCGUGGAGUACACUGGGACAGAUUUUGACAACCACAUCCAGAGGGUUUGGGCCUACCUCACAGUCAAACAGCUUCUGGAGAAAGAGCUGCUGUUUUCUGGACCUGAGAAGGAGAAUGUGAAGAAAGAGGCCUUGGAGUUGUCGCUGAAGUACAGCUUUGUAACCCCACUUACAUCCAUGGUGGUCACCAAGCCUCUGGGGGAGAACACAGAUGUGCUCCAUAAACCUAAGGAAGGUGGAACAACACAAGCACGGUCAUCUCCUGUAGGGCAUCGACCGUCUUUGACACAAAAUACUAUGAAGAUGGGUGUUAUGGGAUACAGCGGUUCCUUUACUCCACAAACGUUUUUUCCAGCACCAGGUGGUUGGCCUAUGCCAAUGGACAUAGCACGACAACAUAUACCAGCGAGGCGUCGUUCUCAAGGUGUUAGUACUGGUGGUCUCUCCGGAAGUAUGGGACUAAGGCCAAACAUGCAAGCAAGUGAUCAUUCUAUAGCUGUUGCAGGACUAAGGCCAAACAUACAAGGAAGUGAUCAUUCUAUAGCUGUUGCAGGUAUGAGUUACCCCAGAAAAGGUGACGCCGGGUACAAGGCAACACGAGCUGCCGUGUCCCAGUGA